AUGGCGAAGCAGCGAGUCAAGUCAAGAAGCCAGCCGAAGCCGCAGAACAUCGCCGCACAGUCAUUAUCGAAUGCCGACGCCGGUCAGAGCAGUACAAGCACGUGGACGAGUUUUUGCCCAUUUGCUGUCGAGCAAGAUGGUGCUCCUGCGACUCUGUUCGCUCAGCUCAGUACAGUGCUGAACAGCCAGACCGUCAAAGUAUGGGAUACUACGACGAGUCGGAUAAUAGCUCGCUGGUCUGCAGACAGCGCGGCACAGCGAAUUGCCUGUCUCGCAUGGGUUCUGCUCGCCUCUUCAUACUCGGCCACGAGCUCUUCUACCCAGGUAGACGAGCAGACGAUCAACGGCACAAGCGCCAACGCGAGCAAGAGUAAGAAGAGAAGGAAGUCAUCCAGUGCAAGCACAAGUGCUGCAGUCAGCCAGGAACCGAUAAAACGCGCCUCACUGCUUGCGCUCGGCUUUGCCAAUGGCUCGAUAGGCUUGUUCGAUCCGGGCACGGCGAGUAUCGUGCAAACGCUGUCUCAUCCGAGCUCGGACCGCGCCUUCCUUGCGUUGUGUUCUACGGAGUCUGCUAAAGGUGUCGAACGCGCGCUAUGGACCGUAUCGACCGAUGGCAAGAUGAGAUUGUGGCAAUUGCCCCUGCUCGCGCAUCACGAUGGAGGGCUCGUAUCAGAAUCGAGUCUGCCGGCAGCUUUAGCUACAGCAGAGCAUCUCCAGCUGGCUGCAAGGGUAGAGUCCUCGAGCGCCGUCAUGAGCUUUUCCCUCCUCGUCGCAUCACACGAUGUGCAUAUCUUCGACGCAGAGCUAUCGGCCGAACAAGAUACCCCCGUCGAUGGCGUCAGCUCGCCUGCGACGCUCACUCUGAAGGCGAUAGGUCAUUGUACAGGUCACGCUGCGCCGAUCACCGCGAUGAACUGGGCUAGCACGGCGACAAUGGCCCGAUUUCUCACUGCGGCAGAAGGCGAUCGCUCCGUCUGUCUAUGGAGCCUCCCAGCUUAUCAGGCGCACCUCACUGCGACUCUCGCUCUCGAUUCAGAUGCCUGCUUCGCUCGUCUAGUUGAGACGCCGGCAGCAGUACCCACUUUGAUUGCGUUGGAUGUACAAGGCACACUCUCGCUUGCACUCGUCUCGGAUGAGCCUCCUGCUGCUGAAGCAUCCAAGACGAAAAAGCGCAAAUCGACAGUGUCUGUUCUGCCCAUAGCUGCGCAGAUCACGUCAGAUGUCCCUGGCGAUCUCAUCAUCGGCUUCCAGCCGAGCGCGAGCGGUUGUGUCGUACUGGCGCGAGGUCAAGCCAAGCCUUCGUUUGAGUCAAUUGACUAUGCCGAUACGGACGGUUCCAUCAAAUCGCACAUUGAGCUAGCGAAAUCUCCUCGCAGAACCAACGGACUGCUUACCGCUCAAGAUGAGGACACUGAGAUGUCACUGCCUCAACGAUACAGCGAGACAAACAGCUCGACAGUUCAGAGCGCCUUGCCUACCUCUGGGCCCCAGCCUGCCGAUCCGGCGCAGGAGCUCGAUACAGAUUUGACGGAAGCGACGCUCGAGCAACGUCUCAAAUCCCUCGCCGUACCAUCCGUCGAGCCUGAUGCCGAGCCAUCAACACGACGCAAAACGAAAGCAGAAUUGCUCGGCGCAAAGCCAGGCUCGCACAAACGCAACGGCAUACCCACAGAAACGAUCACAGGUCUACGGCCCGCAGCAACUCUGACACAGAACCUCUUGCAAGCGCUCAAUUCGGCAGACGAUCGCUUACUUGAAGACUGUCUGAGCUUCGUCGAGCCUCGACUGAUCCGAGAGACAGCCAAGCGUUUGCCUACUCAUGCUGUUCUGCCCCUCGUCAAUGCUCUCGUCGAUCGUCUCGCCAAGGGUCGCAAAGGCAGAGGAGCAGGAGCCAGUGCUGCUCAUCCCACACGAGGCAAAGCGCUCGUCGAGUGGCUUCGUGGCCUUCUCGUCGUCCAUGUUGGCUACCUUGUCACCAUACCCUCGCUCGUACAUCGACUGGCAGAUCUGCAUGCGGCGCUGAGCACUCGUCUAUCGUUGCACGACCGUCUGCUUGCACUCAACGGACGUCUCGAGCUCGUAGUCUCUCAGAUCGAUCUUAGACAAGACAACCUCAAUGCCUAUCUGCGCAAGGGUGCAGAGUCCUCAGCCGCCGACGCUAACAAUGCAGGAGUCCGUUAUGUCGAGGGCGAGAGCAGCGAAGAAGAAGGCGAAGACGAUGGCGAGAGCUCGAUUGACCUUGGCGAAGACGAUGACGAGGACGAGGAGGGUAGCAUAGAAGAUAUCGUCAUGUCUGCUCGACAGGCCAGUGAGGACGAAGAUGAUACUGGAUUGGAGGGAGGUGCGAACGAUUACGAAGAGGAUGAAGGCGAUGAUGAAGGCGAUCUACUCGAGCGAUUGGCUGAGCUGAGCGAAGCAGAGGACGAAGACGCGUCGGCAAGCGAGUCAGAGGGCGAUGAGGAGAUGAGUGUCGACGGUUUCGACGUCGACGAUGGUCAGGCUUCCUCAGAGGAAGACAGCGAGUGA
This is a messenger RNA of Mixia osmundae IAM 14324, 2526 nucleotides long. RefSeq lists its product as uncharacterized. Bases 1 to 2526 code for a protein of 841 amino acids. The transcript has 4 exons. Gene Ontology annotation, biological process: maturation of SSU-rRNA from tricistronic rRNA transcript (SSU-rRNA, 5.8S rRNA, LSU-rRNA). The record is from RefSeq and is a predicted model, not a curated record. Lineage: Eukaryota; Fungi; Basidiomycota; Mixiomycetes; Mixiales; Mixiaceae. Gene Ontology annotation, cellular component: nucleolus. Gene Ontology annotation, molecular function: protein binding.